Octopus bimaculoides (California two-spot octopus) is the source of this 2782-nucleotide messenger RNA. RefSeq names its product secretin receptor. Gene Ontology annotation, biological process: adenylate cyclase-modulating G protein-coupled receptor signaling pathway; cell surface receptor signaling pathway. The record is from RefSeq and is a predicted model, not a curated record. Gene Ontology annotation, molecular function: peptide hormone binding; G protein-coupled peptide receptor activity. Lineage: Eukaryota; Metazoa; Mollusca; Cephalopoda; Octopoda; Octopodidae. Gene Ontology annotation, cellular component: plasma membrane.
UGUAUAUAUGUAUUUAAAAAUACAUGCAUAUUUAAACCCACUUUUUUCCCCCAUCACUGUCUCUUCCUCCUCUCUCCAUGCUCUCCCUCCCUCCCUCACUCUGUCUCUCUCUCUCUCUUGGUUUUCUCCAAGAACAUCCAUUUUUCCAGCCUCCAGACACCGACAAAUGAACAGUUGAACAGUUGCAGUUGUGAACAUGUAUCCAAGUGGAGAAAAUGGUUAAGUUCUAGACUACUGAAGUUUGUUGAGGACGAUUAAUAUACACUCUCUCCCUCACACACACACACUCAGAAACACACACAUACAUAAACACACACAAGCACACAAACAUUUGACAAUACCACUACAUGUUAUAUAAAGGCAGUAAACCAAUAAAUUAUGGAAAUGAGCAAAGAUACCACACAUGCCAACAUAUACACAUAUAUACAAAUGCAUAUACAUGACUAUACAAUCAAAUACACAUAUAUACUAUAUAUAUAGACACGUGCAAAGCAACAAAUGCACUCAUACACACACAUACAUAUAUUAUAUAUUAUAUAUAUACAUACAUACACACAUAUAUAUGCAUACAUACACACACGCACACACUCAUGUAUGCAACAUAUGGGCAUAUAAUAUAUAUAUGCACACAUAUAUACACAAGUAUUGAUAGAUAUAUGCUUACAUAAACUCAAACAGCUGCAGUGUUGAGAGAAAUAAUAUAAAUAAGAAAAUAAUGUACAUCAUGUCGGUGGUGAGUGUAUAUACACUGGCUGUAUACACAUUGAUUGCAUGUGCUUUAUUACCUGUACACACUUUUGAAUUCUACAGCAAGUUUCAGGUGAAAGUCUCAAAGGAGGAGCAAAGAAAAUAUUUAUAUGAAGCCCACCGCCAAUGUAACAUUUCAAGUGACGAGGUUUCAAGUUCGAAUCCAGAAGGUGCACGUUGCAGUAGUAUCUGGGAUGGUAUCCUAUGUUGGCCACAGACCUUAGCUGGCACAGUAGCUGAACUUCAGUGUCCUUCCUAUAUUAACAAUUUCUACACAAACGGUCUGGUAAGCAGAAAAUGCAUGGAAAAUGGUCAGUGGUAUGUACUUGAACGCUAUAACCGAAGCUGGACAAACUACAGUCAGUGUUUUGGAGAAACUAAUCGUUGGGUUAAGGUGCAUUUAUCACAUAUUCCAAUUAUUUAUACCAUUGGCUAUGGAAUAUCACUGGUAUCACUAUGUGGUGCAGUUCUUGUAAUGCUCUAUUUUCGGCGUCUUCACUGUUCUCGCAACAUGCUGCACAUCAAUAUGUUUAUGUCAUUUAUUCUGAGGGCAGCUGUUUGUCUAAUCAAGGAGCAACUCCUCGUGGAUGGGUUCGGUCUGCCAGAUGAUCUCCAAACACAUUCGAAUGGCCAGUUCUAUUUUAGAGAUGACAGUUCGCACUGGCAAUGCAAAGUAUUGUUCUCUUUGUUCCACUACACACUGGCUGCCAACUACAUAUGGAUUUUGAUGGAAGGGCUCUAUCUACACAACCUCGUCACGGUGGCCAUGUUUUCUCAGAAGAGCGGAGUCAGACCAUAUAUUGUCGUUGGCUGGUGUUUUCCGUUUAGUUUUGUGAUUCCAUGGGUUGUUGUGAGGCUGUUUCUAGAAGAUACAUACUGCUGGUACACUCAUUCAAACAAGGCAUAUUUUUGGAUUAUGAAGGGCCCCAUUAUGGGAUCAGUUAUGAUUAACUUCUUGUUGUUCCUCAACAUUAUUCGAGUGCUAUUCAGCAAGUUUGAUAUGAACCGGCCAAAGAAAAGAGCCAGAAAUAACCGCUACAGACGAUUGGCAAAAUCGACACUGGUUCUAAUCCCAUUAUUUGGCAUCCAUUACAUGGUCUUCCUCUGGCUCCCAGAUGACAUUGGCAAGAAAGCAGAACUGGUGAAACUAUAUUUCGAGAUGCUGUUUAAUUCAUUCCAGGGACUAUUUGUUGGGAUCUUGUUUUGUUAUAUGAAUGCAGAGGUCCAGUCAGAAUUACGCAAAAUGUGGAUGCGCAAGAAACAAGGUCGGCUUGACUCAGCCUCUUUACCACGCAGCCAGUGGCAGACAUUCUUCUCUUCUUCGAUCAUGCGCAACCGCAGUUCCGUGCGUUGCACCAACUCCCCUUCUCACUGCCAUUAUCAAAUGCAAACGGCCACACCAUCGCCACCCACAAGGCAGACGGCAAGGUCGAAUUUGCCAACAGUGCUACAACCAUCGCCACCACUACCAGCAUCACCACUGCUAACCCUGCGAGCGAUGCAGACUCGCUCCCACCCUCAAAUGCAGACCCUGGUGCAGUUGCAUCCUUCGUCAACAUCAAUGCAGAAACACCAAGACCUACCUAAGAAAUGGCCGGGCAAAAGUGAUGUGGUCGUCUUGACGAAAGGACUGAACAGUUCCAACUUUGGCAUCGUUACUACAAUAACCCCUACCAACACCAUCAUUACAAGCACCAACAGCAUAAUUCGUAACACCAACAUUGCAGAUACUAACAUCGACCCCGACACCAUCACUGCCAACAGAAGUAAAACAGACAAAAACGGCAGUGUUACAGAAAGCCCUGUAUAAAGACACAAAGUUAGUCACGUAGGAGUGGCUGUGUGGUAAGUAGCUUGCUUACCAACCACAUGGUUCCGGGUUCAGUCUCACUGCGUGGCAUCUUGGGCAACAUAGACAUACCUGAUUCUGUAGUAUUGCUUUACAAAGUAUUGGAUAAAUGUCCUACAUAACUUCCAUAUCUUUUUCUGAAAAUUUCUUUGUAUUUUUUAUAUUUUAAACACUGGUUUUGCCUAA